CCAUCGCUCAAAUGUAAUCCCUGAUUUCAGCUAGCCCUGAAAGCACCGUUUCUACAACGUCAUCAGGUAUCCCAGAAGCCUCCUCACCAGGAAGUGGUAUGCCGGAGAGGUCUUUGGUUUUGUUUUGACAAUGAUGGAGGAGGAAGAAUUUGAAUUUGCUGAGGAUUUGGAGGCUAUUUUGCAUUUAACCCCAGAGGUGCAACUAGCCAUCGAACAGGUGUUCCCCAGCCAAGACCCCCUGGACAGAGCAGACUUCAAUGCUGUGGAAUACAUCAACACACUGUUUCCCACCGAGCAGUCUUUGGCUAAUAUUGAUGAUGUGGUUAACAAGAUUCGUCUGAAGAUCCGGCGUCUGGAUGACAACAUCAGGACAGUGGUGAGAGGCCAGACCAAUGUGGGCCAGGAUGGCAGACAGGCUUUGGAAGAGGCCCAGAUAGCCAUCCAGCAGCUCUUUGGCAAAAUCAAAGACAUCAAGGACAAGGCAGAGAAGUCUGAACAAAUGGUGAAGGAGAUUACGAGGGACAUAAAGCAGCUGGACCAUGGGAAGCGCCACCUAACUACAUCCAUCACCACCCUCAACCACCUCCAUAUGUUGGCAGGGGGUGUUGACUCUUUAGAAGCCAUGACCAGAAAGAGGCAGUAUGGUGAGGUGGCCAACCUGCUUCAGGGAGUGGUCAAUGUGCUUGAACAUUUCCACAAGUACAUGGGCAUACCCCAGAUCAGACAGCUUUCUGAGAGAGUCAAGGCAGCGCAGAGUGAGUUGGGGACUCAGAUCCUGGCAGAUUUUGAAGAAUCCUUCCCCGCUCAAGGCUCCAAGAGACCAGGUGGUCCCAGUAACGUGCUUAGAGAUGCCUGCCUGGUGGCCAAUGUGCUGGAUCCGCGCAUCAAACAGGAGAUCAUAAAAAAGUUCAUCAGGCAGCACCUCUCAGAGUACCUGGUAUUAUUCCAGGAAAACCAAGAUGUGGCAUGGCUAGACAAGAUCGAUCGCCGCUAUGCCUGGAUCAAACGGCAGCUGGUCGACUAUGAGGAGAAGUAUUUACGCAUGUUUCCUGAGGAGUGGUGCAUGACAGAGCGUAUUGCUGUGGAGUUCUGCCACAUCACCAGGGUCGAGCUAGCCAAAGUGAUGCGAACACGGGCUAAGGAGAUUGAGGUGAAGCUGCUUCUGUUUGCUAUUCAGAGGACCACAAACUUCGAGGGUCUUCUGGCCAAACGCUUCACAGGAUGCACCUUGACUGACACACCCGGACAGAAGAGGCCAGAGAGCCCUCUCGAGACCACUAACCCCUUCCUGGAGGACGAGGCUGGUGAGGAUGUGGGCACAGAUAAGGACCAGGAUCUGGCUAAGCCCAGGAAGCCAAAAGCUCCAGACAACCCUUUCCAUGGCAUUGUCUCCAAGUGCUUUGAACCUCAUCUAUACGUCUACAUAGAAUCCCAAGACAAGAACCUGGGUGAACUGAUUGACCGGUUUGUGGCUGACUUCCGAGCACAAGGCCCACCCAAGGCAGGCACGGAGGAGGGCGGAGCAGUGCUGCCCAGCUGUGCUGACCUCUUUGUCUAUUACAAGAAGUGCAUGGUGCAGUGCUCCCAACUGAGCACCGGGGAACCAAUGAUCGCCCUCACUACCAUCUUCCAGAAAUUCCUGAGAGAGUACGCUUGGAAGAUCCUCUCUGGCAACCUACCUAAAUCCAGCAGUAACAGUGGGGGUCUUACCAUCAGCAGUCUGCUGAAGGAGAAAGAAUGCUCAGAAGCUGCUAAAUUCACCAUGGAUGAGCUCUGCCUGAUCUGUAGCAUCCUCAGUACUGCAGAGUACUGCCUGGCUACCACACAACAGUUGGAAGAGAAACUAAAGGAAAAGGUGGAUAAACUCCUCAUGGAGAGAAUAAAUUUGACUGGGGAGAUGGAUACAUUCAGCACCGUGAUCUCGAACAGUAUCCAGCUACUCGUUCAAGACCUUGAUGCUGCCUGUGACCCUGCUCUCACCGCCAUGAGCAAGAUGCCGUGGCAGAGUGUGGAGCACGUGGGCGACCAGAGUCCUUAUGUGACAUCAAUCAUCAUGCACAUUAAGCAAAAUGUGCCGAUCAUCAGAGACAAUCUGGCCUCCACGCGCAAAUACUUUACACAAUUCUGCAUCAAGUUCACAAAUUCUUUCAUUCCCAAAUUUAUCAACCACCUGUUCAGAUGUAAGCCUAUCAGCAUGGUGGGAGCUGAACAACUCCUCCUUGACACUCACUCCCUGAAGACAGUCUUGCUGGAUCUGCCCUCAAUAGGCUCCCAGGUUCUCCGUAAGGCACCUGCAAGCUACACCAAGAUAGUGGUAAAAGGCAUGACCCGUGCAGAGAUGAUCCUUAAGGUGGUGAUGGCCCCACAUGAACCACCAGUGGUCUUUGUUGAUAACUACAUCAAACUCCUGGCUGAUGGAAAUCCUGAGACCUUCCAGAAGAUUCUGGACAUGAAGGGUCUGAAGCGCAGUGAACAGAGCAGCAUGUUGGAGCUCUUCAGGCAGAGGCUACCCACGCCACCGUCCGGGGCCGACGGCGGCUCCUCUCUCUUCAGUACACCUACCCCUGAGCAGGAGUCCUCCCGCAUCCGCAAACUAGAGAAACUCAUCAAGAAGAGACUGUGAACAGACACACACUGAAAUCGUAUCUUGAAAAUGAAAAAGGCUGAAGGCCGGGAUGGUCGUCACGUCUCUUGCAGUAAUUCAUCUCAAAGACUUCAUUAUGCUCCAUUCAGUUAUUGUGGAGAAAGAGCAAAAAGUUGACUGAAUUUUCUGACUGACAGUAAAAUGAACCCAAGCUGACGCUGGAUUAUCAAGAAACUUCCUCAAACUCUCCUUGCUGUUGUUACAUAUGUCAUUUAGUUCUGCAAUUUCCCACCUUUCUUUCAGUGUAUGCACUCAGAAAAACAACUGUAGUGCUUUUCACUAAAUCUGCUCUAAAUCUAAGAGCCUUUGGCUGCCUCUCUGGGUGUGUAAUCCACAAUGAUUACAGGCAGCCUGAUUUUAAUUGAAACGGUUUUCUGAACAUAACACGUUUUUAAAGAUCGACAUUGGGUUUUUCUCAACUAUUUGAAUUUCAAUUGGGGGAUACCGGGUUGAAAUUUGUGUGCCUCUCUGCUGUCCGCAGUGUCGGGACUGUUUGUGUGAACGGUGGCCUAAAAUGAAUCGCUGACUCUGGGUUUAGAGUCCCCAAGUCUGGGACAAAGAGAAUCUUUGGAUUUACUGCAUCUUCAGUCAGACAUGAGGCUUUGUCUUUGCAUUUAAAAUCCCUCUAGGUUGACUUGGAAAUUAGAACCAGCAAGCUAAAGUCUUUUGACUUGGGCCGUUGCCUGGGGUGUUUACGAUAUGUGUACAUACAUGUGUGUGCAGUCAGUCUUAUUUAACAGUCCAACAUAUUCUUUGAUAAUUUAAGCCUCUGUCUCCUUUGCAUUGACAUGAUAACAAGGUUUUGUUAUAGUGUAUUUAUCAAUCCCGCCUUAUCCAUAGGGCAAAUUGCACUCAGAUAACAGAAUGGGUUUGUCUCAAUACUUUGCUAAGUGAUCUCUGUGUCUCUGAAGCUACUCCCUCAUGUACCCUCAACAAUGUCAAAUGCAGUACAUCACUACAUUCUGGGAGAAAAGGAAAAUUGGCUAUUUGAAGUCAAUGCCCUGAUCACUGGUUUUAAUGCCAAUGCCUCUCAGUUGUAGUAAAACAAUUAAAUGUGACUGUAUUAGUGUACACAUUUCUGCCUUCAGGUACAAAAUGUUGCUUGUUUGUAUUGUCUGAAUUGUAUGCUACACAAGCAGUUGUUGAACACUAUUAAAACAUUGCUAUCAUUUC
Messenger RNA from Sander lucioperca (pikeperch), 3817 nucleotides. It is a transcript of the gene vps53, whose product is annotated as VPS53 subunit of GARP complex. The transcript has 22 exons. The coding region runs from base 131 to 2623 and encodes 830 amino acids. NCBI's taxonomy places the organism in Eukaryota, Metazoa, Chordata, Actinopteri, Perciformes, Percidae. Gene Ontology annotation, biological process: retrograde transport, endosome to Golgi. Gene Ontology annotation, cellular component: GARP complex. The record is from RefSeq and is a predicted model, not a curated record.